UGUUUUUUUUUUUUUGUGGCUGUGUCUAAAUGUUGCGACUUGGGUUAGCGAUUUGCGCGCUGGCGGCGACGCUGACGGCCGCUUGGGGCAACUACUGUGCGGCAAGUUUGUGUGGCGAGUCCAAGCACAUUGCCUGCAACAACAAUGGCGCCUGGGCGAGCAGCUGCCCCAAGAAGGACUAUGCACCCAUCAUGAUCACCAUGGACAUCGAUAAGCGCAGCAUUAUGGUGCGUGCGCAUAAUUCGCGGCGCAAUUACUUGGCGCGUGGCAAGCUGCCAGGCUUUGCGGCAGCCAAGCGCAUGGCCACCAUGCGCUGGAGCUCCGAGCUGGCCAAGAUUGCGGCCUACAAUGUGCGCCAGUGCGCGAUGAAGCACGACGCCUGCCGCAACACGAAGCAGUUCAAGAGCAGCGGCCAGAACUUGGCCAUUAUGUCGUACACGGGCAAUCGCAACGCUCGCACCGACGAGGAGAUGCUCGCCCAGAGCGUCACCAUGUGGUGGAACGAGUACAAGGACACCACCAUGGCGCAGAUGAGGAAGUAUCCCAGCAACUACAAGGGACCCGCCAUUGGUCACUUCACCGCCAUGAUGCAGCAAACCAACAUGGCCUUGGGCUGUGCUGCUGCCAGAUAUAAGGACGCCACAUACCAUAAUUUCCUCGUGGCCUGCAACUAUGCCACCACCAAUAUCAUUGGACGCGCUGUCUACACAGAUGGCGCCACAGCUUCCGGUUGCACCAAGGGCAAGAAUCCCAACUAUGCGGGUCUCUGCCAUGUCGACGAGGUCUUCAGCGUUUAAAUGCAUACAAACAUUUCCAUUUGCAAAUAAAUUUCAAAAGCUCAAGCUUAACAAAGAA
Drosophila busckii is the source of this 855-nucleotide messenger RNA. Its product is annotated as antigen 5 like allergen Cul n 1. The record is from RefSeq and is a predicted model, not a curated record. The transcript is spliced from 2 exons. Bases 30 to 797 code for a protein of 255 amino acids. Lineage: Eukaryota; Metazoa; Arthropoda; Insecta; Diptera; Drosophilidae.